CUUGAAGGCUGAGCAAAUCACAACCCUUGAACAUGCUUCACUUACACCAACACCAGACACAGAACAGCAUUUUCGUAAUUAUCUCCAAAAAGCAAGCCCACUUUCAAAACCCCGUCCCUAUAUAAACCCAAACACCCUCACAGCCUUGAAAUCCCCGCUUCUCUAAUUUCUUUCUCUCUUACCACAACAACAGAAACAACCUAACAGUCCCAACUCCCAAACUCAAAUUCACUUGAAAUUCAAAUUCAAAUGUCGUCGAAAUGCAGCAAGAUUCGCCACAUUGUGAGGCUUCGUCAGAUGCUGCGUCGCUGGCGCAUCAAGGCGCGCAUGUCCUCAGCUGCUAUUAACCGCUCAAGCUCUUCUCCGCCGUCCGAUGUUCCCGCUGGACACGUGGCGGUCUGCGUCGGCAUCAACUGCACCAGAUUCGUUGUGCGAGCUACUCACCUUAACCACCCUGUGUUCCAGAAGCUUCUAGUUCAGGCGGAAGAAGAGUACGGCUUCGCCAACCACGGUCCUUUGGCUAUUCCCUGCGACGAAGCACUCUUUGAAGAUGUUAUCCGGUUCAUUUCCCGCUCUGAGUCUGGAUCCGGUUCGAACCGAUUCUUGAACCUUGAUGACUCUCAGAGACACUGCCACGUCGGAAUGAGGAACAACCUUGAUUUCUGGAAGCAGGAAUCUCGACCGCUGCUCCACGCCUUCACUGACAAGAACAUUUGGUAGUAAGAUCUUUAAACCGAACGGACCGGACCGGACCGAACCGGUUCGGUACACGGGUUCUGAACCGGAUAUUCAUUGGUUCUUUCUUCGGCUGCUACCUAUUUUUUCGGUCACGGGAAUUUGGAGCUAGUAGUAGUAAUUUGGUAAAGUACUACUAUUAUUAUAGACCGUACCACACGAAGUUCAGGGAUUCGAACAUUGACAUUGUAAGUAAAAUUUAUUGAAGAUGCUCCGGGGAAUGCUGUGGAGAUGGCAAACAAGGGUGGGAGAGAAUUAGUUACUAUCGGCGACCACCGAGUCGUCCCCGGGUUCGAAUCGGAGGGGAGUUACUGAGUUGACAAGCGAGUGAAAGUGAAAAAGUGUGUGGGUCUGGUAAUAAUUUUUGUAAACUAUAUUGUGUAUGUACGUAUCCUAUUAUUAUUGAAGAUGAUUGAUUGAAAAUGAAA
This is a messenger RNA of Arachis ipaensis, 1163 nucleotides long. RefSeq names its product SAUR-like auxin-responsive protein family. Gene Ontology annotation, biological process: response to auxin. The record is from RefSeq and is a predicted model, not a curated record. Lineage: Eukaryota; Viridiplantae; Streptophyta; Magnoliopsida; Fabales; Fabaceae.